UCAGAACAUAUAAAUUCUCUAUCCGCUCUCUCAACCCUUUCUCUAUCUUCUGUUCCACUACCACUACCUCCUUUCCUCUGCAUCCGUCUCGCCUUGAUCUAAACAUUCUCUUCUACCGACGAUGCGAAGCUCAUCUGCAGCAACUGUCGUCCUCGUUCUCACUGCCGUGCGGCACACGUCCGCCGGCGCCAUAGAAGGGCUGGUCACACGCAACGAUAACUCGUACAAGACCGAGAACUGUUUCUGUCCUUCUGGUCCAUUCGUCGUCAAUAACAAGCCUUGUGGCUCCUUCCAGCGAUCUGACAAUGCUUGCUUUUGUGAGAGUGAAAUCCCGGAUGUCGUCGCUUCCAGCGACCAUCCUACGAUCACAACCGCCAAAGACAACGGCUUCGACUGGGAUUCCAUUUCAUCGGCACUAGGAAACAUGUGGGACCGCUCCUCGGACGACGACAAGAAGACGUGCACCCGGCCUGCCAAUGCCGUGCCUGCCUGUUCGCGAGACAACAUCUGCGGGUACACUUGCCCGUCCGGCCUCAAAGACUGCGGGACGACCUGCGCGAUGUCUUGCCCUAGUGGCACCAGCCACAAGAAGCGGAGCCUCAACGGAAACGCACCCGAUUACUGGGGAAGCGAGAUGCAGAGAUCGUGCCCGGAAGGAUGGAAGGCGUGCGGUAUCGCUGGCGGUGGGAAACGUGCUUGGGAAUGCGUUGAUGUGAAGAGAGACUUGGAGAGCUGCGGCGGCUGCCCUUUCGGAAUCACCUCCUCUUUGUCUGGCGAAUCUACCGGAAAGGACUGCACCGGGUUGCGGGACGUUUCCGAUGUUGCUUGCAUCAACGGUCGCUGCGUCGUUCAACGCUGCUUGCCCGGCCACAAGCUCUCGUCGACCGGUCACUAUUGCGUGGAGGACAAGGGCAGUGUGAGCAGCGGUGAGAUCACCGUCCUCACCGGCACGGGCUCGCUCCCGCAGCCGUUCUCGGUGCAUCGCGUCGGUCUGUACCAUCCGUCAUCGCCCCAGUGAUUCUUUCUUUCCCCCGAUCGUUUUGGGCUUGAGGAUUUCGUGUUGUUCCGCGCUGUGUCCUUAUAAAUGCAAUCUGUCUGUUUUGGAUCCGCCUCUCUGCUACCGGUAGAAUUUUCGAGUGCAAUGCAAUUGUCUGUCCGAUUGUUACCAUACGCGAGACGACAGAACGAACAGCUACGGUCUCGAGUAGAGCAACAUGGCGGCUACAGUCGUUGUCUCGAGAAGCCCUGCGCGAAGCGCAUCCGCCGAGAUCUCCAUGACCAAGUUGUCUCCGCCUCUCUCCACUCUGGCGAGAAGCUGAGGUAUAUCCGACCGCUGAUGCUCAUUCCAUACAUACAUCUGUGUGUGCAUUUAUCAAUCCGUCGUUGAACACAAUAUCGAAACACUUGCGCAAUAAACGUCGCUCUGAAGAACCCAAGCAUACUGUCCCCCAUAGACGGUCAUGGCCCGAUAACUCGAAUCCAUGGCAUCAGCAAUAUGGAUGGAUGUAUAACAGGGAGACAUCGGCGCACCUGCCGUCGGGCGACCGGUUGAGCCACCCAUCGACCCGUUGCCUGCUGACCGGCUCUCUCGAGCCCGGGUGCAUUGCAGGGAUGUGGACCACGGGACCAGAUGUUUGCGCCCAUUCGAUCGAAGCGACAGUCACGCCUCGAUUGGUGCGGAACAGCGUCAUGCUCGGGCUUUGUGCAUAUCCGAGCUGGCUGUACUGCGAGACGAUGUGGAAGUAGGGGGUGCAGCCGUCCGCGCCGACCACGGUGCAGUUGAGGAACGACAAAGAGGCGAGGGUGCCGGGAAUCCGCCGCGGAAUGAAUGUCAGGACGAGCGUGGAUGACUGACUGGGAGUGGAGGCAGUGGUAUACGACAUGCUGACAGUUUGAGUGCGAAAUCUCUGCUUCUCCAGGAGCAGACAGAGACGAAGACACUUAUAAGAACGCUCGCAAAAAGCCCAGAUCGUUUCAGAACAGACGAUGCGGAGCCCUGAGCCCUCCUGGAACGAAAAUAUCAACCUGGGCUGGACUGACACUCGCUUCAUGCAAACAGAGAUCCGCAGUGACUCUUUCAGCACCGCCAGUAGUUGUUCAACAUCGCUAAGCUCAGGGUGCAUCAUCCGCAGACCCCAAGCUCCAAUCCGUGAACUCGGACAGCACCGCCCGAGGGACGAGGCUGCAUUCAGAACGUCAACACAGCGAGGGUGUCCUGUGCACACCAAGAUUGAGGUGUCCGCGGAGGUUCGCUGUAGUCUGAGUCGGAGUUUUCUCGUUUCGGGUGAUUCCGAGCACCGGCAGGGUCUCGUGCAAGUCGAUAAUGUCCGCAAUUGGCCUUGACGAAGUGCAUCAACGAUUAGGCUGCACGCAACACAGCUGCUGAUCAAGUACCUUAGCGGACUGAAACACCGAAGCGUAACAGGAUUCAGCAGCGCAGUCCUUCCGUGGCCAUCCAUCCCCGAUGCACACCGGGAACCCCGCCCAUCAUACAGCCUACAUCAGCUGGGGUUCGAAGAUGACGACUGUGCGGAAGUAAAAGGCCGUCGAUGCAGUGCGAUCGACAUAGCGAAGCAAGGCUGCCCAAGCCAGAUGCGGCGUUUCAGAGGCGCAGAAAUCGACAUAGGUUUGGCCAGCAGUCCGCAGCCUGCGUCAUUCCAGUCAAACUUGGCCGUCAGGGCGCAAGGGAUGAUAUUGUUUGUUGUUUUGGAAAGCGAUGCCGAGGCGAUGUCGGAGACAAUUCGAGUACACAUCUCUCUUUCGGUCCAAAUAUACACCCAUCCAGUUGGCGAAUGUGUCUAGUGACUCGCAAGUCUAUUGGUCCCAUUGGGCCAAGGAGAGGUUUGGCGGUGAUGCUAAUAAACGCACCUGGAGGGAGAUGAUGGGAACAAAGAUCUGUGAUUCCCACAGCCACCAUUGGCUUCUGACCGCUCAGACUGCCAUUUAUACAGCGCUGUUGUCUUCUUAUAAUGACUUCAACCACGCAUUGCCUGAGGAACCCAGCACAUGGCCGAGGAAGGGACAUAGACCGCUUCUUGUCGCUAGAUACCGCUGGGGGAGAUCCAUCUUGGCAGAUUCAUUACACUGGACAGAUCGACAGGUUUGACAUGUGUCCAGAGAUUCUCCAGUCUCCAGCCGAUUCGGCGCACGAAGCCUAUUAGCCUUUGACUCUUUCCUCCACGACCUAAGCACGACAAGACAUGUCUACGUCUACAUCUACAUACUACGGGCCCACAAACGAGACGUCGUCGGAUAUCAACUAUGAGCGCAAUUUCGUUGCAGGCGAUGUGAUCGUCGGGACUGGCUAUGGGGCGCAGCUCGUUCUCUUUGCCAACUGUGCUCUUUUCCUGUGGAAACGCAGGAGGAACCGCCAAUCGAUGUAUCUUCUGGCCUACAUGUCUCUGAUGCUCCUCAUCGAGUCGCUGUUCGUGGCGGUUCAAGCGAGGACUGUGCAAAUGAUCUACAUCGACAACCGGAACUAUCCUGGUGGCCCAUGGAAGUUCUUUUUGAUCUCACAGACCGCUGUGGUCAAUGUGAUGUUUUAUGCUACGCUCUUUCUGCUCACGUUCCUUUCUGAUCUUCUCGUCUUGUGGCGUUGCUGGGUCAUCUGGUGUGCAUCCGGACGACGAGUCGUGGCUUGGAUUGCAAUUUCACUGCCUGUGCUAUUACUGUUUGCUUCUUUCGUCAUGGGCACCCUCUGGACUCUAGAAUCAUCACAGCCCAAUCUGUCGCUCUACAGCAAGCUCCCCAUGAGCUACGGAACAUCCUACUAUGCCAUCUCCCUCGGCGUGAAUAUCAUUCUCACCGCUCUCAUCAGCGGCCGGCUGGUGAGCUACCGUCGAACGCUGGCAGCAAAUCUUUCGCCCGAACUCGCCGGGCAUUACAUCUCGCUUGCGACCAUCAUCAUCGAGUCUGCUGCUCUCUACUCUGUAUUUGCCAUCCUCUUCUUGAUCACCUAUGCGAUCAACAAUCCGACGAACCAAAUCUGGCUUGGCGUUGCGUCCAGCUGCCAGCAAAUCGGGAACCAGCUGAUCAUAUUCCGGGUCGCGGAUGGGAGUGCCUGGCAGCGUGAUACGUUGACUAACACAGCUCCCAUCCACUUCAAGUCAGGAACCGGCCAGCAUGUUUCAACCAAUAUCGGCAGCUUCCAUAUCGCGGCUCCGGCAGAUCCCGAGCUUGCACUGAAAGACCGCACGAACGUCUAG
This is a messenger RNA of Mycena citricolor, 4205 nucleotides long. Lineage: Eukaryota; Fungi; Basidiomycota; Agaricomycetes; Agaricales; Mycenaceae. The record is from the annotation of a GenBank genome assembly.